AUGAACCGAAAACGCUACCGCUUUGAAGCCGGCAAGACAACAGACCCGGACGAGACACCGACAGCGACUGGCGCAGAGCGGAGCGCGAAGACAGUCCUGCGCUCCCUCGUGAAGCAACUGCUGCCGCCUCAAGGCAAACCCCAAAGGAAGCAUCGCCAGCGCGACGCCUCGAAAGCAUCCGGUCUGGAGGGCAAGUACUCGCCUUCUCGCCGAAAGCGCGAUGGAGACGGGGACGCUGCCUCACGGGUAGAGCGCGCCUAUGCGGCGAUGCAGCGGCGCCUCCAGGCAGCACAAAAGUCAUCAAAGCGAAAGGCAGGGCGCUUGCCAGUGCGAGAUCCCAUUUCCGGAACUUGGCUUGUUCCCGGAACGGAUAGUGUCUCAGAACGAGGUGCUACCUCGAAUGGUCACCCGCAGACAGUGCGUCUCGUGCGACCCGGUGCCCGCCUCCGCUCACCGAUCCAAGAGGUCGCAGAAAGCCCGCAACACACCGCCCCCAUGCAUAAUGUCAUCCGCCGUGCUUCCGACUCGCCGCAGCGGGACACGCUACAAGCUGACCGAGACCACAAGGACGACAUGCAUACAACGGAAGCUGACGCGAGCGAUGAGGCGAUUGCUGUAUGUCCGGAGACACGACGUGCUUUCGGACGAGAUGCGGCAUCCGCAUUCGAAACGCUGGCACCCAAACAGCAUAGCUUUAUAGUUUUGAUUGCAGGAACGUGCGCGGCAAUCGCCGAAAAUCCCGAACAAGAGACGGGAAAGCUUCAGUCCCUGCCCUCAUUGCUGCGUGAACUGGACCGUUUCCAACGUGCUGUGCGCACCAGUCCCAGUGGGACGGCCUGGAGCGCGCACGCGACCCUCCUAUGCAUACGAUCCCUCACAGAACUCUUUUUGGAUAUUUGUCCCGGGUAUCAGAUUCGAAUCCCGAGCGAACCUAAGGACGGUGUUCGGCUAAGUAAGACUGUAAGGAAGCUUCGCAAAUAUGAAUCAGUGCUGCUGCAAGCCUAUGCGAGUUUUAUCCGAUGGCUCAGGAAACAUCUUGAGGGCGCAGGCAGAUGCCCCGAUACCGCCCACAGCGCAGUCGAUGGAAUGCUGCGGCAGACGUGCCUGCAAUCUUGUCAGGAAUUACUGCUUCAGCUCUGCCAUUUUAACCAUGCAGAGGACUUGGUCGAGAUGCUCGUGUCGCAGUUCGGCACCGACGCGGCAACUGAUGAAGUACUCGUGGCGACUGCCAGCGAACUUAUGGAGCUCUUUGAAAGCUCUACGGGCUCGAGUUUGCGGACGGCGGUUCGACUGGUUCGAGCCCUUUGCCGGCGCCUUCGAGACGAAGGGAUCCGUGCACCAGCGGCAAUUGUGGAACCGCUGCUAAAGGUUCCCCUGGAAGCGCUUCAUGCGGCCCCGAAAAAGAAGCGCCAUCAGCAGCAUGCGGACGGCGGAAACACUGCACAUCCGCUGAGCCGUCGGAAGAAAGCGCGCAUGCAACACGGAGCGCUACGUCAGUGGAUGGAGGAGAAGCAACGCUUGGACCGCCAAGUCGAUGAACAGCUUUCCCGGGAUAUCCACGACCUAGAAGCGGAAUCCACACCGGAGGAGAUGAACUGGGCGAGACGCCAAGUCAUGGCAGCGCUGUCGCAGGCGUAUGCGCAGUGUUUACUGCAGCUGGAGCAGGCGUUGCAGUCACAGACGAAUACAGGUGAUACGGCAAUCCCGCCGGGGAAAAAUGAGAGGUCGCGGUCACCUGGGGACAAGGUGACGCCACAGACAAAACUUCGGGACAGGCGCGCGCGCUUGAAGCGGCUCAACAACUUGCUGCCACGAAUCGCUGAAGGUCUUGGGCAGAUUGCGCUCUACUUGAACGCCAAGCUCUUGAACGACCUGCUUUUGACCAUGUAUCGCAUCAUAGACGCCGCAUUCGCCGCGGACACGGAGGCGCAAUCAUUGCUGGGCCUCCUGCGCUGCGUGCGUGCCGCGUACCAGAUCAUCAUUGCACAGCAGAUCGCAACACAGAACGCCGAUCCAACGUACCUGGACGGCAUCCUCUUUCGAUGCAUGAAUCCGACAGGCGUCGUAGUCAAGCUCCCGCCAGAUUGCCGUGCCUCCUGGCACCGUGAACUCACUGCAGCGGUGGAUUUCGGAUUGCUGGGCUCGCGGCGAACGCUCCCGAUUCGCCGCGGAGCAGCGUUCUGGAUGCGACUCUUAGAGUGCGCGCUUCAUGCGACGGACACAUCAUGGGCAUGCUUGUACGUACGCAAGGCGGAAUCCCUGGUGGAACGGUAUCCGGUGCUGCGAACCUGGCUUGCAUCAGCGAUGACCGUGGAAGAAACCGACACCAACACCGACACUGAUCGAACGAUCCUUGCAGCUCCAAUAGGCCUGCUGCCCAGCACGCCCCGAGCGCUAUCCGAUCAUCACUGGGACGCGCUCGCCGCCGAUCCCGAUAUCGUAGGCGCUAUGCUGCUCGCCGAUCAAGCGGUGGUGGCGAUCGAUGCACACGGCACGCGCGUGCGUGUUCGGGAUUUGUGUGCGGCGCCAGCGCUGGGGCCGCACACGCAGCGCGGUGCAGCGUCGAUUGCCCAGGCGCUGCUGCAACGCCUGCGUGCACCGCUUCCCGCGAUCUAG
Messenger RNA from Cyanidioschyzon merolae strain 10D, 2616 nucleotides. RefSeq names its product similar to nucleolar complex Nop3. Gene Ontology annotation, molecular function: chromatin binding. The transcript has a single exon. Gene Ontology annotation, biological process: DNA replication initiation. The coding region runs from base 1 to 2616 and encodes 871 amino acids. The record is from RefSeq and is a predicted model, not a curated record. Gene Ontology annotation, cellular component: nucleolus. Lineage: Eukaryota; Rhodophyta; Bangiophyceae; Cyanidiales; Cyanidiaceae.